Pygocentrus nattereri (red-bellied piranha) is the source of this 1412-nucleotide messenger RNA. RefSeq names its product TSEN34 tRNA splicing endonuclease subunit (gene tsen34). Gene Ontology annotation, biological process: tRNA splicing, via endonucleolytic cleavage and ligation; tRNA-type intron splice site recognition and cleavage. Gene Ontology annotation, molecular function: tRNA-intron lyase activity; nucleic acid binding. The record is from RefSeq and is a predicted model, not a curated record. Lineage: Eukaryota; Metazoa; Chordata; Actinopteri; Characiformes; Serrasalmidae. Bases 374 to 1348 code for a protein of 324 amino acids. Gene Ontology annotation, cellular component: tRNA-intron endonuclease complex. The transcript is spliced from 4 exons.
CGCGGGUGUAAACACACGCGGGGGAAGGAAGCGGCCUUGCUAAAGCAGUGCGCUGAAGUGAAGAUAUAAAAGUCCUACUUGGCCUUUAACAGAUUAUUUAUCAUUAAAGAAAACAUUUUAAAAUUCAUUUCAGUUGGUUUCAGGCUGAAGUGGAAGGCCAGUAGCAGCACUUAGCUGGAGUGAAUUAGCUUAGCACACCCAGGCAGCUGAAGCUGCUCUGGCUGGCCAUGUGGUCCAAUUCAACCAAAGCAAAAGUGACUUAAUGACUGGGGUUGUGGCGAUUUAUUGAAUUUGCGUUUGCAUUAUCUGCAAACACCGGGAUGGUGAGGCCACAUUCGUGCUGAAGCACCGAUGGUAAACUGCAAGCGAUGUGAUGGACCGGGAGAACCGCGCUGGAGAACGUGGCGUAGAAACGCUACGGAAUGGAAACGCAGCUGCGGAGAGGAGGGAAGAGGACGGCGCUCGGACUGAGAGUGACCGGGACCCGGACACGGAGCGCCGUAUCAGCAUCAGCUUUUGCGGAGGCGCGCCUUUCCUCUGGAGAGCGGGCGACAUUAAGAGAGCCAGGGAGGAGGACGGCGUGGUUGGGGCGCUGGUGGGCUGUCUGGCCAGGCAGCCGAGGCAGAAUGUGCGGUUAGGUAGACCGCUGGAGGUCCUUCAGGAGGAAGCCUGUCUGCUGCUGGAGAGACGGAGAGCUGCUGCUGUUCAACAUAAAGACAACCAGAAAAAUGAAGGAAGCCGUUUGAAGGCUGUUCAGGUGUACCAGGCCAGACUAGAGCGCAGUUAUGAGGAGCAGUGCCAUCUGGCCCUAGAGGACAAGAAGGCAGUACUGCAGAGAGUAAUGAAUGAGGAACAGAAUGAUCACUCGGGUAAUGGGGGCACAGAGCAGGCAGUGAGAGAGCGUCUCAGCUCCCUGGAGAAAAACUUUUGUUUCCCCCGUUCUGCCAUGGCAGUCCAGCUCUGCACUGCCCGCGCUGGCUUUGGUCACUGCCCUGAAGAAUUCAGCUUCCUGUCUACUGAUUGGCCAAUGCCCAGAGACGAGCGCUCGGAGACAAGGUUCCGGGUGUACAGGGACCUGAGGAGGAAGGGUUUCUACCUAACUUCAGCGGGGAAGUUUGGGGGAGACUAUCUGGUGUAUCCAGGUGAUCCACUCCGUUUCCAUUCCCACUUCAUUGCGUUGUGCCUGUCUAUGGAUGAACAGUCACCGCUCUGCGAUAUUCUUGCUAUAGCACGGCUGGGUUCCAAUGUGAAGAAAACGGUGCUGCUUUGCUCCCCACGAGAUCUCAGUGAUGGUGAAGUGGAGGGGGAGGUUGUAUAUUCUUCUCUUCAGUGGAGUGGAAUGGUAUAGCAGAGCCUUUCAGCCAUUCACCCCAUCCUGCAAGCUCAGUUCAUAUUAAUAAAACUAUUAAAUU